GGUGUAUUUCCGCCCCCUUUUCAUUUUUAACGCAUGUCUCCCCCUCCUAUUUUUCCUCUUUCUAUGAAGCGAGACAAACAGAACAGCUUGGGUUGCACUUUUCUUUAUUUAAUGGCCCCCUAACGCCCCUAAGGCCUCGGCGCUGAUCACCGGUUUUCCCUCGUCGCCAUUUCUUUCAGCCGUCUGACUCUGCUCGGUGGGGGGGAAAUAUUACUAUUAAUAAUAUUAAUAAUAAUGGACAAUGACUACUCGCCCGGCUUGGAAAAUCCUCUGUACAGCGAGCUAAAAUACUUUUGUAGGAAAAUACAGGAGGCUUACAACGAGCUGAAGGAGGACCUUACACCUUACCGUGAUGAUCGAUUCUAUAGACUGGCCCCCAUGCGGCUCUACACUUUGUCUAAAAGACAUUUUGUCUUGGUUUUUGUGGUCUUCCUGAUCUGCUUUGGCCUCACAGUCGUCAUUGGAGUAGCAGGUCCAAGGAUUAUUGCUGAGCACAAUUGUGAUCAGUUAGUGGAAAACAAUGCUUCUGUAAAGACUGGACCCUUUAAUCUACUUUCUCCUCUUCUCACCACCUACAACCAGCAGCUGUGGCUCACCUGUGUGAUGCAGGCUGAAAACAGCAACAUGGGAGACUUCAAGCAGUCGUUUGAGAUCAAAGUUGAGCUGAAGGGAGUGAUGCAGGAAGCCAACGUGAGGCACAUCAAGACGGUGCCGCAGAAAUCACGGACACUCCACUGUGGCGCUGUAGGUGUCCAUCAACAUGCCAGCAAAUGUGAUGAGAUUAUCAUGCUGCAUUUGGGUUACCUGAACUACACUCAGUACUGGGUCACAGUCCGCUUCAAGGGUCUUGAAAACAUAACGUAUGGAAUCAAGGUCACAUUUGUGUGGAAAACCUACAAUCCCACCUUCUCCCAAGUGGAAAUAUGGUUCCGGUUUGUUUUUGUGGUGCUGACCUUCAUGGUGACGUGCUUGUUUGCUCACUCACUGAGAAAAUUCUCCAUGAGGGACUGGGGCAUGGAGCAGAAGUGGAUGUCUAUCCUGCUCCCCUUGCUGCUUCUCUACAAUGAUCCAUUUUUCCCGCUGUCAUUCCUGGUGAACAGCUGGUUUCCGGGGACGUUGGACGCUUUUUUGCAGGCUCUCUUCUUGUGUGCUCUCCUGCUCUUCUGGCUCUGUGUCUACCACGGCAUCAGGGUUCAGGGCGAGAGGAAAUUCCUCACAUUCUACCUGCCCAAGCUGAUUAUCGUAGGUCUUCUGUGGCUCUCAGUGGUCACACUUGGCAUAUGGCAAACGGUUAAUGAGCUCCAGGAUCCCACCUACCUGCACAAAGUGGAUAUUGCAAACUUUCAGGGUAUGAAGGUCUUCUUCCUGAUUGUUGUAAUCUUCUACAUCCUCUACCUAAUAUUUCUGAUUGUCCGAGCUUGUUCUGAACUGAAGAACAUGCCUUACUCAGAUCUCAGGCUAAAGUUUUUGACAGCACUAACGUUCAUAGUCCUCAUUAUAAGCAUGGUCAUUUUGUACCUGAGGUUUGGUGCCAAGGCUCUUCAAGAUAAUUUUGUGGCUGAAUUAUCUACUCAUUAUCAAAACUCAGCUGAAUUUUUAUCCUUCUACGGUCUGCUCAACUUCUACUUGUACACAUUAGCGUUUGUGUACUCCCCCUCAAAAAAUGCCCUUUAUGACUCUCAGCUGAAGGAUAAUCCAGCUUUCUCCAUGUUAAACGACUCGGAUGACGAAGUCAUUUAUGGGAGUGAUUAUGAAGACAUGCCGUUACAAAAUGGACGCGCUAACAAAGUAACUGCCAAAUAUCAGGAUGAGAGCGACAGCGACUGAAGACUUAACGGCAAAUCGCUCUUCCUGUGUCUCCCAGUUGAACACUAUGAUGGAUGAAUUGCAAUAGAUUAACGUGUGUGCAAACAAGGUGAGAGUGCACAUGUAACUUAAAAUGAUACUGUAAGUGUACACAGAUAUAUUUUUAAAAGAACUCUGCUGAAUGUACUGUACUUUUGAAAGUUAAGGUGAACACUCAACAACAAGGGCAAGAUCAACAGAAAAUAGUUUUUACUGAUAUUGUGAACAAUUUUCCUCUCGUAAGCAGCACUUCUUCCCAACUUGAUUAAAAAAUGACCAGGAAAAGUGCUACUAAGAGAUGAGGGUUCACGCAGACCCACUGUUAUUUUUAAUGCUUUGCGGUAAGCCAAUGUUGUCUCUUAAUACUUUUGUUCUUUAUAUCAUUCCGUUCUGCUCUCUGAGAGUCUGAGGAUCAGAAACCACUGAAAGAUACAACUCUAACAUUAUAGUGACGGUAGGAAGUAAAAGGUGUUUGUUAUUAAAUCCUCAGAAGUGUUUAAUUGUAUAGAGAGCCUUGGCUAUAUAAGGUCUUACUAUUUUUGAAAAGCAGCUGUAAAUUUGCACUUUUCACAAUUUUUAUUUAUGUU
Molecule: messenger RNA, 2432 nt
Organism: Nematolebias whitei (Rio pearlfish)
Lineage: Eukaryota; Metazoa; Chordata; Actinopteri; Cyprinodontiformes; Rivulidae
Gene: tmem181
Product: transmembrane protein 181
Exons: 17
Coding region: 235-1827 (530 amino acids)
Molecular function (GO): toxic substance binding
Source: RefSeq, a predicted model, not a curated record